Exophiala aquamarina CBS 119918 is the source of this 2157-nucleotide messenger RNA. RefSeq lists its product as uncharacterized. The transcript is spliced from 2 exons. The record is from RefSeq and is a predicted model, not a curated record. The coding region runs from base 1 to 2157 and encodes 718 amino acids. NCBI's taxonomy places the organism in Eukaryota, Fungi, Ascomycota, Eurotiomycetes, Chaetothyriales, Herpotrichiellaceae. Gene Ontology annotation, biological process: proteolysis. Gene Ontology annotation, molecular function: serine-type peptidase activity.
AUGUCUGCUCCCUUGCUUAAACCCGACGCUCUCCGCCUCAUCAACGUGGUCAUGGCAUUGCUAGAAUGGCAAUCGACACUGGCAUACCUCAAGGACCCACCGCCAGGGUAUUUACUAUCAGCAACCGAUCUCAUGUCUGAUGCCCAAACGCUACGCGUGGCAGUCGAGAAUGACGCUUUUACCUCUGAGCUUGCCUUCGAAAAGGCCCUGACCGACAUACUAGAAUCUUCUCAUGAUGGCCAUCUGUACACCAGCUUGCCUGCAAUGAGAGUGUUUGGGUAUAUAAGGACUAUCGACGGCAUUGUUUCUGUCUCGCUGGAUGGUAGAUCAACACCAGAUAUAUUUGCUUACGGAGAUAUUGAACAGCGAAAUGCCGAUAAUAAUUUCAACCCUUCUCCAAUAGUUAAGAUCAAUGGACAAGACGCUAAGAGCUGGGUUCUUUAUCAAGCUCUCAAUACCACUAGUGGCCAACAUGAUCCUGAUGCAAUGUACAGCCCUAUCUCAAGACUCAACUCCACAAUUUUUGCUAAUGUUUUAAGGUACAACACAUUCGUGAAGUCGCCUGCUGCUGGAAGCAGAUUUCUGUUCUGUGGGAGCUAUCCAGGGCCGAGCACGACUAUCCUCUUUAAAAAUGGGACAGUCUUGAAUCACCCUACCACAGCAGUGCUGCUUGAUGAUUUCACGGGCGUCGUCGAUGGUAGGUCAUUCUACCGCAGAUUCGUUACAGAAGUUACACGGAAGCGGGCACUGUCCUCCAGAGGUACAGUUUCAGCCUUGGGCCAUAACACAAUCCACGAAAUGAGGAAGACUGCUGCGUCUCAUCAUAGCAACGACCUAUACCCUGCUCCCCUUUACUUCACGGAUGACGGUGCGAUCGAGGGAUAUUUCAUGAAUGUCCUCGGAUUUGAAACCGUUGCUGUUCUCAGACUUGGAAGCUUCAAUCCACGGAGCACGGAAGAGUUUCAUUCUAACUUGACUGAGUUUUUGCAUACAUGCGUCUUGAAUGGUAAGCAACAUCUCAUUGUUGACAUUCAAAGUAACGGAGGCGGAAAUAUUGGGCUUGGAUACGACGUCUUCGAGCAGCUCUUCCCGGAUACCGAGCCUUAUUCAGCAGGAAAUUUACGUUCACACGAACAGUUGAAUGUAAUGGGUGAAUUCUUUACACAAUUCGCGCACGGCGUGCUUGAGGACACUGGCAACAUUACGAACUAUAUCGCGGCAGGUGGCUUCUCCGCAUUUGAUGGUAGAGGGCUGAACAAUCUCAGUGGUCAGAGGUUCGAUUCGUGGAGCGAAUUCACUGGUCCAACUCUGAGCCAUGGUGACACUUUCACGAAUCUUGCUCUCCUUGAUAUCGAAAACACCGAUUAUGAGGACUAUCUAAGCGGGUUUGUUUUCAGCAAACCUCCAAGGCAAGCGUUCCAGACUGAGAACAUAAUCGUUCUCAGCAAUGGAAACUGUGGAUCGACAUGCGAUACGUUCAUGAAUCUCAUGAAGUGGCAAGGAGGAGUCAAAACCAUUGUUGGCGGAGGCCGACCCAAACCAGGCCCGAUGCAGUUUGUUGGUGGAGUCAAAGGAAGACGAAAACUCAGUAUUGGUUAUCUAAUGUACAUGGUUAACCUGUUCUACCAGCAUGCGCCACCGGACAUUCAAGCGAAUGCAAAUCAAACAAAGCUCAAAGAAGUCGCGGACAACGGCGAGUACCUCUCACGCCGAAGUGAUGGCACGUUCGCCGUGAAUUUCGGGAACGGCAUUGCAAAGGACGAUGUGACCAUGACACCUUUGCAAUUCGUAUACGAAGCUGCGGACUGUCGAGUUUGGUGGAAGCCCGAGCAUUUCUUUGACACCACAACUCUCUGGUCCCUUGUGGCUGGGACAGCAUUUGGAUUGAACAACACGGAAAAAUGGGCUGCUUGUGUCGCAGGUAGCACUAAUCAUCCCAGCUCGGUAUCUGGGGGUAUGCAACUGGUCUUCACUUACAAUGGCACACUUCAACCACCCUCGGAUGGGAAAAACAACCAAUCGUCUGUUGCUAAGGCUGACCCUGAUCCAAAAGGAGUAGAGCUUAAGAACAGUGCAAAGACUUUUGUGCAAAAGUUUGCUUCGAUUCCUCUCUUUUUGGGGGCUGUGAUGUUUGGAGGCAUUCUUAACUUGAUGUAA